AUGAAGUUCUUCGUUGCCGCUGCCUUCCUGGCCUCCUCCGUCUCUGCCAUCAGGACCAUUGUGGUCACUGACACGACCAUCCGUGACAACGAGGGCCUUCAGUCUGUCAGUUUCACCGCUCUUGGUGUCAAGUGCUCUGCCUCUGGCAAUGCUCUCGGCUCUCGCCAGAUUGCUUGCCCUGGCCUCGACUACGCCUGGCACGCGUCCGGCUCCAACUCGGAGUACACUCUGACCUUCUUCGACGGUGUCAACACUGAUGCUGCCCAGGCCUCGGGCAAGGUCCCCAUCAACUGCCGCGCUGGAGGCAAUGGUGUCAACGACAAGGUCUGCACGCAGACCGGCCAGUUCUCUGUCGCUCUCUAA
This is a messenger RNA of Lasiodiplodia theobromae, 363 nucleotides long. RefSeq names its product Major allergen alt. The transcript has 3 exons. The record is from RefSeq and is a predicted model, not a curated record. The coding region runs from base 1 to 363 and encodes 120 amino acids. Lineage: Eukaryota; Fungi; Ascomycota; Dothideomycetes; Botryosphaeriales; Botryosphaeriaceae.